This is a messenger RNA of Lycium barbarum (goji berry), 1454 nucleotides long. RefSeq names its product protein TIC 22, chloroplastic. Gene Ontology annotation, biological process: protein transport. The coding region runs from base 51 to 788 and encodes 245 amino acids. Gene Ontology annotation, cellular component: chloroplast. Lineage: Eukaryota; Viridiplantae; Streptophyta; Magnoliopsida; Solanales; Solanaceae. The record is from RefSeq and is a predicted model, not a curated record. The transcript has 7 exons.
AAUAUUCAGCCUUUCAUUCCUCCCUCUCUCUCUCUCUCACUGAACAAACAAUGGAGUCCAAACCCUCAACCGGAUUCGGACCUUCCACUAGUCCUCUCCUCUCCCUUUCCACCUUCAUCCACCAACACGUGUCCCGCCUCGGUACCGAAGCGAAACGGCUCGGUGCCGAAGCUAAACGGCUCGCCGAUGGCUUUAUUCAGCAACCGUUUCCGGCUGCUGCUGUAGGGCAGAGCUGUUCGUUUCCGGCGAACUCUUAUCUUCCGUUUGCUUCGGUGUCGCAACAGCGUCAAGAGAAGGUUUCCGGUUUGAGUUCGGGUUAUGUGGCGAAGACAUUAGCUGGAACUUGUGUGUAUACUGUUAGCAAUUCUAAUAAUGAGUUUGUUCUUAUUUCGGACCCGAAUAGUGCUAAAUCAAUUGGAUUAUUGUGUUUCCGUAAAGAGGACGCCGAAGCAUUUCUUGCUCAGGUGCGGUUGCGGAAGAAGGAAGUGAGAGGUGGAGCUAAGGUUGUUCCAUUGACACUUGAUCAGGUUUACAUGUUGAAGGUUGAAGGAAUCGCAUUUCGGUUUUUGCCAGAUCCUGUUCAAAUUAAGAAUGCAAUGGAGUUAAAAGCUUCUGAUGUAAAGACUGGAUUUGAUGGAGUCCCUGUUUUCCAGUCAGACCUCCUUGUUGUGAAAAAGAGAAACAGACGAUACUGUCCAAUAUAUUUCCGAAAGGAGGAUAUAGAAAAGGAGAUAUUGUCAAGGGCAUCUAGAGGAUCUGGUGUCUCUCAGCACAUUAUGGUAUCAUAAUCACUUUUGCUUUCUGUUUGCUUUCCAAUACGGCAUGCAGAUAGUUAUAGGAUGGUCAAACAUGUUUAAGAUAGAAGUAAAAUUGCAGGAACAGCUCUUUCUAAACUGAAGGUGUGGAGAGAAUUUCAAAAUUUGGAUUUACGUCAACAGGUUUCACUUGGAGAGUCCAUAGUAAAUUUUGCAUGUAAUGGAGAGAUUAUGGUUGAAAGUCCAUUUUUCAAGUAAUAACAUGAAAAAUAGAUCUAAGUCUCUCUAGUUAAUUAUCAUGUUAAUGCAAAAUUUCUUACUUCAAUUAUGAGAAGGAAAUGGAGUUAAGAACCCUGAAGGAGGUUUGAUAAAUGCCAAGUACAUUAAUACUUUGAUGUAUAAAACCUUUUGUAUGUAAAAAUUAUCUUGCCCAUCCUCUUACUGGCAAUAGCUUUUUUCUAAGUUAUCAAAAGAAUAGUGUUUCUUUUCCUUUCUAAAGAUUCCUGUAGGACUAUCAUAGGGGCUUGUCCAUGAAAGGACAAGACUUGCAGCCUUUUCUGUAUUCGUCAAGGGUUAUUUGUCAUCUGAUCUGCCAUUAUAACAAGACACUAUAGCAACUAAUGUUGACUUACUAAUAUUCUUUUUCCUCAUCAACAGGUAGGGACUUUGGAAGAUGUCCUGAAAAAAAUGGAGGUAGGU